AUGUCAGGCACAGGCCCGGAUUCGAUGCCCACCUCCGCGGACCCCCGCUCCAAGCGGCCCGUCAAGAAGCGCGCCCUCAGCCCGGCCUCGGCCCAGGCCAGCCAGCUGGAAGCGCUCUUCGCCAGGCCCGACCAGGAGAUCCGCGUGCCCCCCUCGGGGCCCCAGGACCCGGCCCGCCGCCUGCCCCUGCCGCCCGAGAUCGUCACCAACGUCCAGGGGUCCUCGGCCGGCGCCGGGUCCGGCGAGUUCCACGUCUACAAGGCCGCCCGCAGGCGCGAGUACGAGCGGCUGCGCGUCAUGGACGACGAGGUGCGCCGCGAGGCCGAGGCCCGCGAGUUCGCCGAGAAGAAGACCGAGGCCGAGCGCAGGGACGACGAGAAGACGCGCCGGAACCGUGAGAAGAGGGACAAGAUGAAGGCCAGGAAGGAGAGGGCCAAGGCCGCCGCCCACAAGAACGGCUCUGCUGCUGCUGGCGGCGGUGGUGGCCUCAAGCCAAGGCAGGACGGCGCAAACAAGCAGGGCCAGGACCAGGACCAGGACGGGGACGGCAAGCCGGAGAACGGCACCAGCAACGCGGAUUCUAAUGCCGCCGACUCCACCGCGGCUGCCGCAUCGAGCGCUCCUGGUCUGGUCAUACACGACGACGAUUGA
Diaporthe citri is the source of this 651-nucleotide messenger RNA. RefSeq lists its product as uncharacterized. NCBI's taxonomy places the organism in Eukaryota, Fungi, Ascomycota, Sordariomycetes, Diaporthales, Diaporthaceae. Bases 1 to 651 code for a protein of 216 amino acids. Gene Ontology annotation, molecular function: double-stranded RNA binding; protein kinase binding; protein kinase inhibitor activity. The record is from RefSeq and is a predicted model, not a curated record. The transcript has a single exon. Gene Ontology annotation, cellular component: nucleolus. Gene Ontology annotation, biological process: negative regulation of protein kinase activity.